AUGUAGAGAUCAAACAAAUUAAAAAUAGCCCGAAGUACUUCAUUUGAGAUCGUUCUUCAUCAUUAUUUUAGCAUACCUUUCCUAAAAUGCACAAAUUCUCAACAAGACCUUAACCUUUACCUUUACCUUUCCACCAUGUCUACUUCUCCAAAACCAAUUUCCACUAAACGCCGCACCAAACGCAAAUCUCCUACUACCACCACUACCACUACCACUACCACUACCACCUCCAUUUCUCCACUUCUUUCCACCAUAACCAAAUCUCUUACUUCUUCUUAUUCCUUCCUUCUUAACAAUGACCUUUACCUUCUUCCAAACCAAUCUAAUUCGCUACACUUUUCCCUCUCUUCUUCCUUUCGUUCUCUCUCAAAGCUUCAAUCUCUCUUCAAUUUUCAACCCCAUGAUCACCUCCCACGUUCUCCAUCUCCCUCUUAUUGUUGGUUUCAAAGAUUCCUCUUUUCAACUUCCUCUGAUUAUGAUAAUGAUAGGUGGGUUGAUUUCUUUAGGAUGUCAAAACCCACAUUUUAUCUUCUAAAUUCAUCUCUCUGUGACCCCCUUUCUCUUAUUCUUCCUUCAUCAAUUUCCCCUGAUUUCGCACUUGCUGCUGCUCUGUAUAAACUUGCCCAUGAUGGUUCUUUUUCCUUUAUAGGUAAAAGAUUUGGAUUUUCCUCGGCUGAUGCUUGUAGGUGUUUUUAUGCUGUUUGUAAGGUGAUUUGUGAUCAAUUAGGUGGUUAUUUGAGUGGUUUUGGUACUGAAAUGGGGAGAAUUUUGGUGGGUUUUGAGUGGAUUUCUUUGACUAAUUGUUGUGGGGUUUUAGGGGUUGAGAAAUUUGAAUUAGAAGGAGAAGUGUUGGGGGAAAAUGGGUUCAUCAUGGUUCAAGCUUUGGUUGAUUCUGAAGGAAGAUUUUUGGAUAUCUCAGCUGGUUGGCCAAGUACAUUCAACCCUAAUUUGGUUCUAAAACAAACAAGAUUGUUUGCAAGUGUUGAAGAAACAAAAGAAGUUUUGAAUGGUCCAAAAAUUGAAUUGUAUGAUGGAAAUCUAAUGCCUCAAUAUAUAUUGGGUGACUCUUAUUACCCUUGUUUGCCAUGGCUUUUUACUCCAUAUUUGAGUAGAAAUGAGAGUGAGGGUGUGGAGUUGAGCUCGGUCGAAAAGGAGUAUAAUGAGGUACAUAAAAGAGCAAUGGGGUGUUUACGGGCGGCGUUUGCAAGGGUUAAAGGUAAUUGGCAAUUGCUUAAUAGGAGUUGGAAGGAGGAGUCUGCUGAAUUUUUGCCAUUCAUAAUUACAAGUGCUUGUGCACUCAAUAAUUUAUUGUUGAAGCAUGGAGAAAUAUUGAUUGAUGAUGAUCCUGGAUAUAUACAAGACCAAGAUUUUUCGAUUUAUGAUGGGGAACUUGAUGAGACUUCUACAAGUAAUAGAGAUUUGUUGGCAUUGCAUCUUAGCAGGGCUAAGUCCACUACCAAAGGCCUAUCAGGUUGAACCUGAAGCUAAAGACUCUCUAUAAAUAUACCUUCUUAGAGGUAUGUUAAAGGAUAAGAUAUGAUUUAUGCCUUCCUUAGGCAAGUUAGAUUUUACCUCUAUAAAAUACUGCUACUACUAUUAAUACAUCAUAAUAGAUGAUUUGUAAGUACUAACUUGGGUGUCGGAAGUACCGCCCCUGGGGUCACCCUCGGGUUCUUCGUGUUAUUUUGCAGGAAUUUCAUUAUUUUUCAGCCAACCACCGUACGACCACCACAACCAUCCAAAGGUACCCUUUUAUUUGAUUGUUUCCUAUUUCUAAUGAGAGCAAUGUAACGUCGUCUAUGGGGAUUAUGGUGUUCAUAGUGAGUUUCCUAUGGCUCCAUGACCCUUAACACUCAAAAUCUUACAUUGAAAUUCUCUAAAAAUUUUCAGAUCUAUCUUGUCUUCACCAUCUUUAAUAGUGACUCAAAUAAAUUAACCAUUUUUUCUUUCUUGUCACGAGAAAAAUCUAAUUAUGAGGGUACUAACUACUAAGCCUCAUGUAAGUAUGAUGAAACAAAGAUUAUGUUUAUAUACAUGAAGGAACAAGAGUAUGUCCAGGAACAAGUCAGUUUAGAAAUGAGUCAUUUUUGAAACAAGUCACUAAUCCUAACAAAACGAGUAUAAGACAAUUUAACGAGUCACCCUAACGAGUAUUUGGCUAACAUUUUAUGCGUAAAACGCAGUAUGAUAUAAGAUAACAAUAAUCAGUAGUUUAAUAAUAAUUUAUUUAUUAUUAAAAUGAUUUUUAAAUAAUAAAUUAAAAGAUAAAUAUUGUUUGGAAAAAGUAAGCCACGUGUUAUUAAGAGGUUUUUGUUUGAAAUAAUCAACUCCUUUAGAAAAAUUGUCCCGUAGAAAGUGGAGUGAAAAUAGGAGAUUUUACUCCAUGUUUUACUAAGAGGUUUUUGUUUGAAAUAAUCAACUCCUUUAAUUAAACCAUCCCUUAGAAAGUAGAGUGAAAAUAAGAGUUUUACUCCAGUAUAAAAAAACGUGUGACACUUUUAAUAAAGAUAUUUAUAUUUUCAUUUUGAAAAAUUUUAGAAGAAAAUAUCUCAUGUAUUGAAUAGUUAUUUUAUCUAAUUGUUUUAUAAGAAAAAAAAAUAUCUUUUUCGAAUAUGAUUUUGUUAAAUAUUUUUAUAGGAUUAUUUGAAAAGUAUUUUUAUAAAACAAAAUUAUGUUUUACGCAGAAUAAAAGAAGUUAUAAUACCACCCUUAGACUUAGGAAUAUGGGUGUUAAGGGGAAUGAAUUAAUUGACAUUAUUUUAUCACUUUUGUAACUGUAAGGGUCAAGGAAGUUAUGAAAUUAAUGAGUAGAAGUGGGAAGUUAACUUAUGAGAAAUAGUUUUUCUCAUGCUUAAAUAAAGACUUCCUUUAAUCAUUUAUAAUGUGAGCCUCCACAACUCCACUAUGGGUAUUCACUCCUCAAGAGUGUUUACUUCUCAAAGGAAAGACUUCAUGGAGGGUAUUAUGUAUGUCAUAUAUUGAGUCUAACAAUUAAGUUUGUUCCAAUUCGUAAGUUCCUGUUUUACAAGUAUAUUAAUAUGUUCCAACAUUUCAUCAUACUUAGAGUUUGUAUUCUAAUAUAGAGAUGAGUUUGUACUUCGAGUGAAGUGUUGAGAGUUUGAGUGAACUCUUGUAAAUGGGGUAAGAGGGAUUUGAGUGAAUUCACAAAAAAAGAGUUGAUUAAAGUUAAGUUCAAGAAGAAAAUGAGUUGUAAGAGCUUUAGGUGAAGUUUAGAGUUGAGAACAUGGGAACAAGAGGUUCUUCGUAGGGAAAAUUAAGUUCGAAGAGGAACUUAAUGUGAGAGAAAGAUAGAGAAGGGAACCCAUAUGAAAAUUGUGUAAUGAGUUUUGCUCAUUUUCAUAGUGAAAAAUUUUUACAGAAAUCCUUAGUGGGUCGAGGUUUUAUAUCCGGGUUGGGCUCUGGAUAGUUUCCUCGUUAAAUCUUUAUGCCCCUUUAUUACUUUUCUUUGUUGCUUUUGUGUUCAAGUCGUUAAUUUCGCAAAAGAUUUGACAAACUCUCAUAAAAUCUAAAGUAACACAUAUACUUUAAUUCACUUACCCCUCUUGUAGUAUCUAUCCAUAUAUAACAAUUGGUAUCAGAGCUUUUUACCUCAUAAAAGCAGGCAACCCUGCUGAGUAAAGAUUUUGGAUAAGAUAGAUAUUGUCUAGUUGCUCCAUAUUAUGUGGUGAAAGGAACACCGAUCUGUUCCCAGGAAAGAACCAUAUCGCUUCUAGUUACAAGCUGUUCCUUAACAAGAAUCUGCUGUAGCGUAGGAACAAGAGAUCUGGUAGAAGUUGUGUAGUGAAGAAAUACAUUGUUUGGUUUUUGCUGCUUUACAUGAGACAUAGGAACAUGGAAGAAAUUUUCAAAUGGAGAAAAAUGAACGUGUAAUUUUUGUGUAUUAACAAGUCGAAUUUGUGCAAGAUUUAGAAGUGGGAACACAUUCGAGUAUCAUAUUGUUCCUACAGAAGUUCCGUGGAACAACAUGCUUCUCAUAUAUCUAUACAGUGUUAAAGAGCAAAUAAUCUCUACAACAUUCCAAAGGCCUCAAACCUACUGUGUAAAAACCUCAAGCUCACCCUACUUCAAUUACCUCACAAAAUUUAAUGUUUGAAAGGUGAAAUUCUAACGAAGUAAAGAUUUGAACUUUGAUCUGUUUUAUAUACAUGCAUUAAUUGUUUUUACUACUUAUAUAAUUUCUAUGUUUCAAUCUUUCUUUAUACACAUUUAAAUCUUUUGAAAAUUAUCAAUUAUAAGUUUUUGUGUUUUCGAAAUUCAAACAUAUUAUUUUCAAAACAAUUUUAAUUUUUUUUAAGAAAUGAUUUUUAGAAUUAAUUCAAAAAGUAGUAAUAAUUUUUUUAAUGCAUAUGGAACAAGUAACUUGAAGCCUUUCGUGUUUGGCAAAAUAAUUCAUGAGCAUAGUUGUUAUUUGCUAAACUAUAAAGUUUUUAUUCAUCAAAAUGUUUUUUAAUAUCUUUUAUAAAAGUUGCAUGUUGUUCCUUCACAUUAAUAAUAAUCAUGUAAGAUAUGUUUACUUUCAAAUCAUAUGACGUCUUAUUACUAAAUGCACGUCAUUCAUUAAUUUUAAUGAUUAAUGUAAGUUUAUUUCUCUUUAAAUUUUGUGUCGUUUAUGAUUAAUAUGCGGGUUGUAUUAUAUGAUAUUAAAAUGCACAAAAGCAACUUCCUAUAAUUUUUUUUUAGGUUAAAUAAUAUGUUGGAAGUGAUUAACAAUAAAGGAACAACUAAAUGUUCAACAUAAGUUGUUGUAUCUCCAGGAACAAUACAAAAAAAAAAUUCUUUAUGCUCUUUUAUAUUGUUGAGUUCAAAUGAGGAUUAAGUAUUGGUAGCAUAAAGUAUGUUGCUAGUAUUUUGAAAGAACAUUUUUGUUCCAAAAUUGUAUGUUACAUUCUCUUUAAGUUUCAAUGUUCUUUCAAAAUACUAGCAACAUUUGAGGAUAUGUUCCAAAAUUACACAAAAUUUACAUUUGAGGAUAUGUUUUCAAUCUUCAAAAUGGUAUAUAUUGUAAUAUACGAGGUACUAGUUGUUCUUAUAAGGAAAAAGCCCUAAUUAGGUACCAAAGAGAAGUUUUAUAAUGAAUGACAUAUAAAACUAUAUUUGAUUUCAACUAAAAAGGUUAUAUUAAUUAUGGAGGAACGCAAAUUAAAACGUAAAAGGAAUAAAAAAGAACUUGUGGCAUUUAGUGAGGGGGAACGUUUCAUAUUUCGACAAUGAGUGUUCAUGUAAUGUGCUAAAAGAAUAUUUUGAAAUUACUCUAUAUAGUAGCUUAUGAUUAAAGAACUGUAUCAUAAAUACAAACAUAAUUAUAUGAAAGUAUUCUAUAGUAUGGUUUGUAUGAUACAUUUUUAUUAUCAUUUUAAUGUCGAAUAUAUAAAACACAUUAUAUUUUUAUGUGUAACUAUGUAAGUUUUCAAUGAUGCACUUUAUAUACUUUUAAUAGGAAAAGUGUUGAAGCAAUAUUCAUACAAUAAGUUUCUAUUGUUAAACAUACAUAGACUACACU
Molecule: messenger RNA, 5521 nt
Organism: Amaranthus tricolor (Joseph's coat)
Lineage: Eukaryota; Viridiplantae; Streptophyta; Magnoliopsida; Caryophyllales; Amaranthaceae
Product: protein ALP1-like
Exons: 2
Coding region: 136-1476 (446 amino acids)
Source: RefSeq, a predicted model, not a curated record